Molecule: messenger RNA, 2311 nt
Organism: Jaculus jaculus (lesser Egyptian jerboa)
Lineage: Eukaryota; Metazoa; Chordata; Mammalia; Rodentia; Dipodidae
Gene: Pdzk1
Product: PDZ domain containing 1
Exons: 9
Coding region: 199-1767 (522 amino acids)
Biological process (GO): protein localization to plasma membrane
Cellular component (GO): apical plasma membrane
Molecular function (GO): protein-membrane adaptor activity; signaling receptor binding
Source: RefSeq, a predicted model, not a curated record
CAGAGGGCUUUUCAGGGGUUUCCAGCUAAGGCCCAGCCAGUUGACAAGGAGCAGGACAGAGGUCACUUGAACUCAGAUGACAGGUCCCUGUUAAACACAUCAGCUUUUAAAUCAAUCUUUGUCCAAAGUCCAGUGAGUUCCAAGGCGAGCGCUCACAGCAGGGAGAAACCAAGUGGCCCAACUCCUUUCCCCGCAGCAAUGGCCUCCGCCUUCAUCCCCCGGGAAUGCAAGCUGUCCAAACAAGAAGGGCAAAGCUACGGCUUCUUCUUGCGCAUCGAGAAGGACACGGACGGCCACCUCGUCCGCGUGGUUGAGAAGGGGAGCCCAGCAGAGAAGGCCGGCCUCCUGGAUGGGGACAGGGUUCUUAGGAUCAACGGGGUCUUUGUCGACAAUGAAGAGCACGUGCAGUUGGUGGACUUGGUCCGAAAGAGUGGCAAUUCUGUGACUUUACUAGUUCUCGAUGGAGAUUCCUAUGAGAAGGCCAUGAAAACACAGGUGAACUUGAAAGACUUGGAUCCAAACCAGAAGGAGCCCGCUUCGAAUGAUAAGAAAUCGGCCCCUGUGAUGAAUGGAGGGGUGGAGAGCUGCGUGCAGCCGCGGCUCUGCUACCUGGCGAAGGAGGGCGACAGCUACGGCUUCUCUCUGAAAACUGUCCAAGGUAAAAAGGGAGUGUACAUGACUGAUGUCACGCCUCAGGGCGUGGCUAUGAGAGCUGGUGUCCUGGCUGAUGAUCACGUGAUUGAAGUGAAUGGCGAGAACGUGGAGAAUGCCAGUCACGAGGAAGUGGUUGACAAGGUGAAGAAGUCUGGAAAUCGCAUCGCGUUCCUCCUUGUGGACAGGGAAACCUACAGGCGCCACAGUGACCAGAAGAUGCCAUUCAAGAGGGAGACAGCCAGCUUGAAACUGCUGCCCCACCAGCCUCGGGUGGUGCGGAUCACGAAGGGAAGUGAUGGCUACGGUUUCUACCUCAGGGCAGGCCCCCAGCAGAAAGGUCAGAUCAUCAAGGACAUAGAAUCUGGAAGCCCAGCAGAGGCAGCUGGCUUGAAGAACAAUGACUUGGUAGUUGCUGUCAAUGGCGAGUCUGUGGAAACCCUUGACCAUGACAGUGUGGUGGAAUUGAUUAGAAAGGGUGGUGACCAGACUACGCUAUUGGUGGUGGACAAGGAGACCGACACCAUAUAUAGACUGGCUCGUUUUUCUCCACUUCUCUACUGUCAGAGCCAAGACCCGCCUAACGGCUCUGUGAAGGAGGCACCCCCAGUGCCUGCUCCUGCUCCUCCAGAGGAGGAGGUCUCGAGUCCAGACCCGACAGAGGACGCCGCAGCUCCUAAGCCCAGACUCUGCAGGCUGGUGAAGGGGGACCACGGCUAUGGUUUCCACUUAAAUGCCAUCCAGGGGCUGCCAGGCUGCUUCGUCAAAGAGGUGCAGAAGGACGGUCCCGCCGACCAGGCUGGGCUGCUGGAUGAGGACAUCGUCGUGGAGGUGAAUGGGGACAACGUGCUGGAUGAGUCCCAUGACAAAGUGGUGGGCCGAAUUCAGAGCAGUGGGAAGAGUGUCACACUUCUGGUCUGUGGCAGAAAGGCCUACGAUUACUUCCGAGCCGAGAAGAUCCCGAUUGUUUCCUCCAUGGCUGACCCUCUGGACACCUGCCCCGAUCCCAAAGGAGACACGGAGGCAGACUUGAAGCAGGACUUGCACAUGGCAAAAGACCGGGCUCACAGUUCAGCUUCGCACGCUUCUUCCAGUUCCGAGGACACAGAGCUGUGACAAGAGCCAGCGCUGGCUGUGGCUCCGGCCGGGAGGACUCCCAUUACAUGCCCUGAACUGCUUCUUCAAGGAAGGAGUCACCACACCCGUUUUGCUGUCCUCCUUAAAAGACAAACACCACCACCCCACCCCCUCCGGAAGGAAGCCUGCUUCCUGCUGUCAUUUUCCUUAGUGGCUGCCUGCACUCGCUCGCUCGCAGAAGGCUUCUUUGUGCUCGGCUUAGCUGUAAGGUGGGAGCCAGGCUCUUCUGUGGCGCCUCCCCACUUCCGCUUGACUGUUUCUGUAGCUCCUUGAGCACCCAGCCAGGCCUGGGGUCUGCAGGGGAGACGGCUGCUUCCAGCGUCGUCCCUGGCGGCGGCCACUCUGCUUGCCGGCAGGGUUUUGGCUGCUCUUCCCGUCCCGCCCCUGCUCCUAAUCUCGCCUGAGCAGUGAGUGGUGCUUUUGCCCCGUGCGAACUCGUGUUUCAACUUUUACUUUCUUCUAGAAACCCAAACAUGAUCAAAUACAGAAUAAGACUUAGUAAUAAAAGGAAACUUCCAGGCAA